AUGGAGCUGCAGGCACUCCCGGAGAAAAUCCGCUUCGUAUCCGUCGCGUUUAACGACUAUCUCAAACCCGCCCGGGACCUACAAGCGGUGUGUGUGUCUAGUCCGUCGGCCGUUGCCGCCUGUCCCGGUGUCAGCCAGGCGGUAGCGAGGUCGGCGGAGUCAGCAGCGAUUUUCGACCACGUCUUCGUGCCGGAGCUAAACUCACUGAUUUUCCAGCUCGCUGCUCUCUCCGACCUCCGUUUCGCCGAACCUAAUCCCUCACAGGCGGAUAUAAAGGCGUGCAUCGAAAUGCUUGAAGAACGUGUUAAAACCGUCUCCAGAACAAGCAAGCAGUUGUCAGGGCUGUUAACAGGUUCCGGUGGCUCUGUGGCCGUGGCGUCGCGAAAGCUACAGAGCACUGAGGCUGAAACCCUUAACGUCAUGGUCGAGCUGGAUAAGAAGGAGAAACGGGACAGCAAGCGCAGCCUCUGGUUUGGGAUUGGCGGGGCGGUUCUUGUGGUGCUUGGAGCCCCUCUUCUCCUGUGCGAGGCACCUGCCAUCAUCGCUGGUGCUGCCAUUUCUGGCGCUCGUGUUGGUGCUGGUGUUGCUGCCGUGGUGGGAGCUGGCGCGAGUGCUGGUGGCUCCAAAAUAUACGCCACCAAGGCAGCACAUGCACUCACAAUCUACCGGGACAAGGGAGAGGUGCUGGAAGGCGUGCAGAGGAUGAAGGGCCCGGCACGAAGCCUCUCUGAUAGCACGGGCAAGCUGGUCAAGGGCUUGGAUAAAGUUGAUGCUCUCCUCACCAUGCUCUCCGACCGCAUCUCAGAAUGCCUUAAAACUGACAAGCUGACCUCAGGGACUCUCCUGAGGUCGAUGGCUUUAGACAAGCUGUUGGAACUGGCACUGGCGGUUGGGGUUUCGGCUUGCUACCUGCCGGCACAUGAGGUGGAGGUGGAUAUGCUGCUGGGGGACAGGGAGGCUGCUGAUGUGGUGCGCGCCUGGAAGCUGGAACAACUGGAGGCUGAAGCGGCUCCAGCGUCUGCUGCAGCCAAGGCGGAGGUGUGA
Molecule: messenger RNA, 1044 nt
Organism: Closterium sp. Naga37s-1
Lineage: Eukaryota; Viridiplantae; Streptophyta; Zygnematophyceae; Desmidiales; Closteriaceae
Source: the annotation of a GenBank genome assembly